Amaranthus tricolor (Joseph's coat) is the source of this 2556-nucleotide messenger RNA. RefSeq names its product branched-chain-amino-acid aminotransferase 2, chloroplastic-like. Gene Ontology annotation, biological process: branched-chain amino acid metabolic process. The transcript is spliced from 10 exons. The coding region runs from base 336 to 1505 and encodes 389 amino acids. Gene Ontology annotation, molecular function: branched-chain-amino-acid:2-oxoglutarate transaminase activity. NCBI's taxonomy places the organism in Eukaryota, Viridiplantae, Streptophyta, Magnoliopsida, Caryophyllales, Amaranthaceae. The record is from RefSeq and is a predicted model, not a curated record.
UUGAAAUUGAAAAAAAAAGGAAAAAAGAGAUUCCGUGUACAACGGUUAUGGCGUUGUGGUAUUAAAUAGAGGGAGGAUGCUUGUUUAUGGUUGUAUGAAGUGUCCCAUAAUUCCCAACUCUGCGCUCCCAAAAACAUUACACACAACAUCUGCAGUCUGCUCAUUCUCUUCCUAUACCAUUUGUCCUCCUUCUCAUUAAUUACCCUUCCUUCUAAACGGAGUAUAUUUCUCUUAGUUUUCUCCGUCAUUUUCUGUUUUUAAGCCUCACUUCUCUCAAUUCUCUCCAACCAAACUACAUUCAUAAUUCAUUACUUCUGCGCUGUUCAUCAGAAAUCAUGAUCAACAAUACUGGAUUUUCCCUCCCUAAAUUCAUCCCCCUUUUGCAACGCAUUUCUUCUUCUUCUUCUAAGUAUCUUAAGCUUGAAAGUCGAUAUUUCUACACAUCCCAGGCAGUAUCCCCUGCUUAUAGCCAAAUUGGUAGUGAUGAUGAGUAUGCAGAUAUUGACUGGGACGGUCUUGGAUUUCGCCUUACCCCCACUGAUUAUAUGUAUUUCAUGAAAUGUUCCCAAGAAGACGGGUUUAUUUCUCAAGGCCAACUUAAUCCUUAUGGAAAUCUUCAAUUAAGCCCUUGUUCUGGGGUGCUGAACUAUGGACAGGGCAUAUUUGAAGGAAUGAAGGCAUUCAGGAGAGAAGAUGGCCGGCUUUUCUUGUUUCGCCCUGAUCAAAAUGCUCAACGAAUGAGAGUAGGUGCUGAAAGAAUGUGCAUGCCUUGCCCUUCGGCCAGCCAAUUCAUAGAUGCUGUGAAGCAGACAGUUAUUGCCAACAAGCGCUGGAUUCCUCCUCCUGGUAAGGGAUCCCUCUACAUGAGACCUUUGCUCUUAGGAAGUGGACCGAUCCUUGGGGUCGGUCCAUCUCCCGAGUAUAUGUUCAUAAUCUAUGCUUCUCCAGUUGGCUACUAUUUCAAAGAAGGCAGUGCCCCAUUGAGUUUGUAUAUUGAAGAAGAGUUUGAUCGUGCUUCGCGUGGUGGUACUGGUGGAAUAAAAACAAUCAGCAACUAUGGGCCUGCAUUGAGGCCACUGAUGAGGGCAAAGAGUAAUGGAUUUUCGGAUGUUUUAUACCUUGAUUCUGUAAAUGGAAAAUACAUUGAGGAAGUCUCGUCUUGUAACAUAUUCAUUGUAAAGGGAAACACAAUCUCAACUCCCCCAGUAAAUGGCACUAUACUCCCAGGCGUCACUAGAAAAAGCAUCAUGGAAAUAGCCAGCGAUCUUGGUUACAAUGUUGAGGAGCGGCCAAUCCCAGUGGAAGACUUGCUUGACGCCGAUGAAGUUUUUGGCACUGGAACUGCCGUUGUUGUUGCUCCUGUGGGUAGCAUUACUUACAAAGGUCAAAGAGUUGAAUACAGAACAGGUGAGAACUCAGUAUCAAAGAUGCUGUCGUCAACUUACGUUGCGAUUCAAACUGGUUCGAUAGAGGACAAGAAGGGUUGGAUGGUUGAAAUCAAUUAGGAUUCUACAGUUUCUGCCAAGAUGGUAUAUACAGAACCUAUGUUUUAGUUACUCUUUUAAGCUGAUUUUUUAUGGAGUGUCUGCAGAAUGUAAAACAUGCAAGAAUUGUGCAUGUUCAAAUGUCAAAAUAGACUCAUGUUGGGAGUUUCUUCCUACCUUUUGUAUAUAAUUGUUUCAUCGCAAAAUGCAACGACUCUUGAAGAAAAGGAAGUUCUCUCCUAGUCGGUUUUUUGUGCUCAAUAUGAGCACUCUUUGUUUUUUUUUUCCGGCAAAUAAAAUUUUAUUACUUACUAAAAGAAAAGGUGUUACAUCAUCCAGCCAAACACCGUAAACAAAGAAAAGCACCACGCUUGAACACAACAUCGGUAUGAAAUUUGGAACCCAUCUUCUAGAAAGGGUUGAACCGAUUCACUCAUCAUGUCUGAUAAAAUACGAAGAGUGAACCGACUUUACCCAUAGGCCAUCUUUCUCGGAAGCAAUGGCCCAAAGUUGUUUGAUCAAUGCAGCUUUGUUCCAAACGAACAAAUUUAUUAAGAUUGAGACCCCCUGUCCAUAGAUAACUUCUGCAGAGACUUUCCACUUGUUUGACUCCCUCAGACAUGUUCGAUCAGGAUAGACAGAAUAUGCAAAUAAAAGAUGUGUUAUCUUCAAUUUGAAGCACAUUGGGUGGAAUUUGAUGGAAGUGCCGUAUGAGCUAUGAAUCUAGAUAGGUAUUCCAUGUUCAAAAUGAAAAAGAUAGGGGAACCCUUUGGUACCUUUAAAGGGAGGACGGGUCUUCCAUUGAUGAGAAUAAAGUAAGAGACAAAUUGAACACAAACCAUGAUCCAAUUAAUAAAAGUGCUAGGGAAGCCUAAGUUCCUUUAAGCAUUGCUUGGUAUGAACUUCCAUUUAAUAGAAUCAUAGGCCUUUUUGAGGUCGAUCUUGAUCAAACAUCUUGGGGUUAAGUGAGACCUUGAGUAGCCCUUGAUGAAUUCAAAGGCAAGGAGGAUAUAAUGUAGCCAGGGCCGAUUAUGUAGAGGGCAAGCUAGUCUUUUGCACAGGACCCCAAAAA